CUUUUUUGAGGGUAAUUGUUGGCAUGCUUCUUACCACCUCGAAUGUAAAUCAUGGAAGAAGUGGACAGGAGUAUAAAGUCAGCAUGGCUUGCAAGACAUCUGAUGAGGGCUAGAAAAUAUGAGGCUCAGAAAAUUGCUUGGAAGAUAUUCUUUUUGGAGAGAAGAGACAUUAAUGAUUUCGGACGUGCAGACUUGGAAGCAAAGAUAUCUCAAGCUUGCAAACUACUAUUUUCCCUAAGGAGAGUGCGCAUCAAGAGCUUGGCUGCUGAGCUUGCAAAUCGGAGCAAGUUUAUUAGCUUGUAUGAUGACACCAUUGCUCAAAACUUGAAGCAGCAUUUUUCUAGUAAUGAAGAAAUUGCGAAGCAAAUAAUACUCAAAUCAAAAUUGUCCGACAAGACUUUGCGAAUUCUUCACAAGUAUCACAUUUCAACUACCCAUAAACAACUCCAGUCAUCGGAAGCAUCAUGCAAACCUGAACACACUGUCAAACAUCCCGCCACUGCUAGACAGAGGGAGCGAAACCCAAAGAGAACAGCACCUACUAGGAAAAUGAGAGGACAAGGAACAAAUGGAAAAUCUUCUGUGGUGUCUAGGAGACCCUCUACCCUUGACUCUGUGUUUAUUGGUUCACUGUCGCAGUCCUCUAAAGGAGUUGACAAACCUUCCAGAAAGAAGCCAGCACAAAAGAAUCGCCUUGGGCAAAGAUCAAGACAACAGCAAGCUGAGAGUGUGUAUGGAGGAGCAGCCAGGCACUUGAAGGGGACCAAGCACACACACUCUAGUUCAGGCAAAUCAAGGAAGCCCUUGAACAAGGGUCGGUCAUACAAGCCGAUCCAAACACACUACACAAAGAAGACCCCACCCACUAACAAACAGCCUCAGGGCUCGGAACAACUGCACCCAUCAUGGGCAGCCAGUAAGAAGCGGAAAGAAAUGGAGAACAGAAUCUUAAAACCACAGGGACAAAAAAUUAUAUUUGCAGACUCAGACUAAUUAUUAUUGAUGAAUGAAAUGUGGUUUCCAAAAAAAUUAUUUAUUGAA
Molecule: messenger RNA, 1041 nt
Organism: Halichondria panicea
Lineage: Eukaryota; Metazoa; Porifera; Demospongiae; Suberitida; Halichondriidae
Exons: 8
Coding region: 52-993 (313 amino acids)
Biological process (GO): maturation of SSU-rRNA
Cellular component (GO): nucleus; 90S preribosome
Source: RefSeq, a predicted model, not a curated record